AUGAGGAUACUGGCUGUGGACCAAAUCAGAGACGAAACAUUAGCUAAUUUCUUUGCCACCGAGGGAAUAAUGUGUCGCUUCAUACCGCCUUCUGCGCCACACUUCGGAGAACGAUGGAAUCAAGUGCAAUCAAUUUACCAAGGCUUUUGGAAACGUUGGCAUACGGAAUACCUCACCUCGUCGCAUGAGCGUACAAAAUGGCAACUGGAGAACGAGAACUUGAAGGGCGACACCCUGGUCGUACUUAAGGAACCCAAGGAUGGAGCAUCCACAUAUUUUUCAAAGUUGUCUGAUAUCGGAGGCUUUGAAAUUAUUCACUUACUGGACCAGCUUAAUAAAACCUCAUCGGGAAAUUCAUGCGACAUAAAACCUUUUAUUCUUCAAGCCAGUGCCAAUAUGUUUUGUCAAUAUAUGUGUUCAGUCCGGUUCGAUUACAACGACAAAGAUUUUCAAAAAAUUGUUGAGUACUUUGAUGAAAUCUUUUGGGAAAUUAACCAAGGAUAUUCUUUUGAUUUCUUACCGUGGUUAAUACCGUUUUACAAUAAUCAUAAAAAAAUAGUUAAUUGGUCCACUACAAUACGUACAUUUAUUUUAGAUAGAAUUGUCAACCUUCGGGAAAUAAACGUUAAUUUAGAAGAGCCUGACAAAGUUUUUACUGAUGCUUUGCUAAAAAGUCUAAAAGAAAAUCAAGAUGUAUCGCGUAAUACAAUAAUUUUUAUGCUUGAAGAUUUUAUUGGGGGGCACUCCGCGGUUGGGAAUUUGGUAAUGUUGGCACUGGCGUACAUAGCUAAAAAUUCAUCGAUUGGUCAACAAAUUAAGCAAGAGGUACAUAUCGUUUCCAAUAAGGGCUUAAGAAGUAUUAGUCUUUAUGAUAUGAAUGUAAUGCCAUAUACAAUGGCUUCGAUUUCAGAAGUAUUACGAUAUUCGUCGUCUCCUAUUGUUCCUCAUGUAGCUUUGGAAGACACAGUAAUAUCUGGAUUUGGCGUUACAAAGGGCACAAUCGUUAUUAUAAAUAACUUUAUUUUAAAUAUGAACGAAAAAAACUGGAGUUGUCCCGAUCUAUUCGAGCCUGAGCGAUUUUUAGAAAUAAAGAAUAUAUAUCACAAAAAUCAUCCGUUAAAAUUGAUUGACUUUGAAAGAAGGUCGGAGGAAUCAGACCUCUGUGGUAGCUUUGACGAACAGAGAAACAGCAAGUCGGUGUAG
Molecule: messenger RNA, 1203 nt
Organism: Drosophila gunungcola (fruit fly)
Lineage: Eukaryota; Metazoa; Arthropoda; Insecta; Diptera; Drosophilidae
Product: cytochrome P450 307a1-like
Molecular function (GO): oxidoreductase activity, acting on paired donors, with incorporation or reduction of molecular oxygen; monooxygenase activity; heme binding
Source: RefSeq, a predicted model, not a curated record